AUGCAAUGGGACUGUUUCAAAUGCAGAGUCAAAGAAUGUAUCAAAAAAGAUAAAGAUGCACAAGAUUUUUUGGAGAAACAUUCAGCCGAUGAUUCUUCUGAUCAAUUUGACACGAUUGAAGUUAUAAAUGUUACUGAGCCUGUAAAAAAUGUUUUGCAGUUCACCCAAAGUUAUUUAAAUACAGAAAAAAUAGAGAAAGUAGAGUUCGAUUCAAAAACAAAUAAUUCUUUAGAUAAUAAGUCAGAGUUAUUAGUAAAUAAUAGUAUAAAAAACGCUAGCGAUUUUAAUUAUCAUCUCAAAAAUACAACCUCGAAUCCUGAUUUAACUGAAACAAUUACAAAAAACACUUUUAAUAAUGACCAUGCAGAAAAUACAUUAUGUUAUGAUAUAUCACCUAUAAAUGAUGACACAAUUGAAUGUGAUACAAGGAAUAUUUUUAAAGUUCAAUCCAACAUUGAAUCAUUUCAUCAAUUAUCAUCAAACGAUACAUAUAAUAAUUCUAUUGAUAUGGAAAAUGAUAAUAACGACUGUAUAAAUGUGGAAGAUUUUAAUUAUGAAUUACAUUUAGCAAAAGAAAAAAAAAUACUUUCAACAAAUAGAAAGCGUGGAAGACCAAGAAAAAUUAAUGCAAAUAGAAAGCCUGUUGAAAGAAAAAUAUCUAGACUUAAAAGAAAAUUACCUAAUACAAGAACUCAUCAUGUUUUAAAGCUUCCUCGUAAGAAAAGAAGACUUUUGAAAAGACAAUUAUAUACACGUUCGUCUAAAUCUCCUGAAGAAAAUAUUAAAUGCGGUUCAGAUACUUUACAAGAAGAAAAGCAAAUAGAGCUUAUUAAAGAAAUUGAGGUACUAGAGCCUUGUGACAAAUAUAAAGGGUCUUUGCGAAAGAAAAUGUAUCGACGUGAUACAAAUGAUUUUCAUUCAAACAAUUCAGCUCAGAUACAAAAGUUUUCUCAUUUAUUUAAGCCUGCACCAAAACCACCAGUAGAAAUCAAGGAUGGACAAAGGCUAAGUAGAAAAUAUUGCAAAAAAUAUAAUAUAUGUGAUUUAAGAUACGUACAUGUUCAUCGUCAAAGUACAAAAAUUGCACUACCGUUAUACGAUAUGAAUGAAAAUCAAAAUAAAAAUGACAUUACAUUUGAUAUUUUAAGUCUGGUCCCUCGAGAGGUAAUUCCGGUAAUUACAAGUAAUAGUCAACUCGGUUUUCGAGAGGCUAUUAUUGAUAAAAGAUUGAUGAGAUAUAAAAGAGGAGUACCAAUCUUUCGUGUUGGACGCAAAAUACCUGGAGAGUUAAGCUAA
Messenger RNA from Pneumocystis jirovecii RU7, 1296 nucleotides. RefSeq lists its product as uncharacterized. The record is from RefSeq and is a predicted model, not a curated record. The coding region runs from base 1 to 1296 and encodes 431 amino acids. The transcript has 2 exons. NCBI's taxonomy places the organism in Eukaryota, Fungi, Ascomycota, Pneumocystomycetes, Pneumocystales, Pneumocystaceae.